Molecule: messenger RNA, 3634 nt
Organism: Lates calcarifer (barramundi perch)
Lineage: Eukaryota; Metazoa; Chordata; Actinopteri; Centropomidae
Product: tumor necrosis factor ligand superfamily member 10
Exons: 6
Coding region: 137-988 (283 amino acids)
Biological process (GO): immune response
Cellular component (GO): membrane
Molecular function (GO): tumor necrosis factor receptor binding
Source: RefSeq, a predicted model, not a curated record
CUCCUCCUCCUCCUGUGUGCAGGGGACGGGGAGGGUAGAAGUUAAGGAGUCAGCUCCCUGCCAUUGUUCUUGUUCUGGAAGUCUGGGAACGGGAAGGGACGGUGCUGGUCGGGUACCGGACGGCGGGUCUGUCGUUAUGACGGGCUCCGGUCCGAAGCUCGGGGUCCUGCUGCUGCUGGCGGUCCUGCUACAGACCGUGGUCGUCACCAUCACCGUGCUGCACUUCACCACGGCUCUCAAUUCGAUGAAGGAGACGUUCGCCAGGAGCAGCGUUUCUUGCCUGACGGGCGCUGACCUGCAGAGCAUCACGGCCGUGCGAGGGGAUCCGUGCUGGCAGGUCACUCAGCAGCUUCACCUGCUCAUCGAGAAGUCUCUGUCUCAGCGUUACCAGAGGCAGAUUUCCUCAGCAGUAAGAGAUGAGGUGUCUCGGGUGCUGCCCUCACUCGUGAUGGAGGACAGGGCUUCACCUCGCCCCAAAGUGGCAGCCCAUGUCACUGGCAGCUUUGUGCCCAAACUGGAGCGAGAGGGAGGAGCUCCGGUCUCGACCGGGCGUCGAGUUCAAGGCCAGAAGAUCUCGUGGUGGGAGGGACAGAAGGGGCUGGCCUUCCUCCAGGACGUCCAGCUGGUGGACGGGGAGCUGGUGGUGCCGCAGCCGGGCCUCUACUACGUCUACGCCCAGACCUACUUCAGACACACCCACUCCCUGGAGGAGGAGGGCGAGGACGGCGAGGAGGCUGAGGACAGGGGGAGGCCCCUGCUGCAGUACGUGCUCCGCCAGGUGAGCUCCUACCCGGUUCCCAUCCUGCUGAUGAAGACGAGUCGGACUUCCUGCUGGUCCCGGGGCUCCCAGUUCUCUUUGCACUCCGCCCACCAGGGGGGGCUGUUCCCGCUCAGCUCCGGCGACCGCCUGUUCGUCACCGUGACGAACGCCUCUGCUGUGGACAUGGACGAGAAGAGCAGUUUCUUCGGUGCUUUUCUUAUCAGCUAGAGAAUCAGAUGAGGAUCUACAGACACUGUCAUAUUUUAUCAAAUUUGUGUCGAUUCAUAGACGACUCCCAAUGAUAGAAAACUGAAACUAGGAGUCACAGGGUUUGCUCCGAAUCCCAACCAAAGAUAUUUGACAACACUGGUUUUGUGGGUGGAGAAGCAACAAAAGACUGAUGUGGAUUUAAGGGCUGUGCGUAUGUGAGAACUUAUCACUUAAAAAUCUUUGAUUGUGUCAAGGUUUGUGAGACCAACAGAGACACAAACAUUUCUUGGAGGCAGAUGUAAUCUUACUUGCCACACUUACUCGAUGUAAAGAACAUAUUCUACCCAGAAAAGAGUUCUGAUGGGUUUAUGGCCGCUCGUUUGCUCAAUUUGAAUUAGAGUAUUUUGGCUUUAUUUUCAGUACAAAGAUAGAUAAUCUGUAUUGUCCCAGGAGGGAAAUUUCAUAGCCUUUUCAUGUUCAUGUCACACAUCACAAACGAACAGAUGUACACAAUAUGUGCAGUUGACAUCGUCAUAUUUACAUAACCGUGAAACAGGGGGCUGUGAAAACCCAAAACCCUUUUGCCUGAUCUACUCAGCAACGUUGAAGCAACAUUAUGUGACUAUUUUAUUAAAAUAUCAGCGUCAGAAUCAUAUUGAUUGUACACUGACUUGUAAUUGGGAUAAUAGAGCCAGUGUCAGUCAUAUUCUGCGCCCUGAACGCCUCUUCUUGCACAACUUUGCUGGGCAGGUACGACCUCCCAUUAGAUCGUCACUUCACGAACAGAAGAAGCUAGCUUGUUUCCUGAGUAAUUGUUAGGCCUUGUUUUCUGUACAUGAGCUGCUUCCAGUCUGUAACUACUCGGAUUUGGAGACCAACAGAAUGUAAUGCACUAACAUCCUGUAAUUACCACUUGUGGUAGCAGAGGGCGCUGUUGCACAGCAGCAAAAGCUAUGUUGAGUUGUCUUGUCUGAUCAAGCGAGCAACGUUAGCUGAUGCUAGAAAUGUUCAUCUCCCACAACAAUCGUGUGUACACUUUCGUGUGAAUUAAACUGGCAGCACAGCAACAAGCUUUUAAUUAACUCACCUUUAGCAGCCUGCAGAUUGUCCACCAGGGGGAGCUGUCAGCUCACUGCCAACCUGCGCCACCUACAGGAAAGUAAAGGCACAGCAACACUAGUUUACUUUGCGUAAUUUACGUCAAUUGUUAUUUUCUAGUAGAAACUGCCUCUAAGAAAUGUUUGAAGCUCUUCUCAGCUCGUUAUUUGCGACUGUCUGAGGCCACAUACGUGUGAGCGAUUGUUUGCAUCUGUAUGUUUGUGUAAAGAUGUAAAUAUUUUGUGGUUUCUUUAUUGUUCUGAGUGGCCCGCAAAUAUGGGGUAUGGAGCUCUUCAUCAGCGCUUCAUUUUCCCUCUGUGAGAUAUCAAACACGAGGGUGGAGAGACAAUUUUCUCAUCAUGGACUCCUGCUACCAUUAGACACAGUUGGUGGUUGGCGUUCACAUCAGAAGAUUAAAGGUGUAACUUCAUCACCUCUUCCUCUGUGGGUUUUAAGGUAAAAUUUAAAACACUGACUGCUUGUUUUUGUUGGCAGCAGCAUCACAGCCUCUUCCCUCUGCUGUCAGCCUUCCAGUGCGUUGGCUCGUCCGUCGUAAACGUCCUCCAAAUGGUGCAUUAAAUGCUCCCCGAUGGUUGGUAUUCUCGGGCAUUCAUGUCAUGUUGGAUUAAACACAGAUGUGACCCAUGGACGUGGAAGACAAUCAUGCACAUAUAUACUUUUUGUAGCUCUGCUUGUCUUCCAUGUGGUGUAAUGAAUUGUUGUAGUGAAAACUGCUGAUGCCCAAGGACAUCUAAACCAAAAUUAUAGAUUACAUUUGGCUAAUGAAGAGCUGGAAGGUUCGUUCUUGAUCUAGGAAAUGGUAAAAACUUAGCAUCUCAUGGUUUUUAUCAGCUGACAGAGUAACAGUAUACGACUGAAUAUUUGAUCACCUGUAAUUAUGUGAUCGAAGUUUCAUACCUUGGUCACAUGAAGCCAUGAAAUUCAUCCAGAGGAAAUCUAAUAAGUGGGAAUUUAAUACUUUGGUAUUGGUGAUAAAGACUGUACUGAUCUUUAAGUCAAGAGUUAAGUCAAAUCUACUUGAGAAAAGCAAACAAAAGUCAGCAAAUGUUUUUUUUCCCAAUGCAACAUGAAUGCAGCAUUCAUUGUAGCAAUUAUGUAAAUACAAGACAUGACUUUUUUUCUUUUUAAAUUCUUGUUUUUUGCUAUGAAAGUGGUUGUGCACAAAAACAACCACAAGAAAUGUACACCCCAGGACCAAACGUGCCAAAUGUACUGAUGGUAAUCUGUCUGAUUGUGAAGUGAAAAUUACAAGUGAUUGUUUUUUUGUUGUACAUCUGAUCAGUGCAACACCAGACUAAAAUGCUGAUGUGAGAUCGGACAGUACCUUAUAUUCGGCCUCCAUGUUCCACCUGCAGCUGUUCAUAUCACCCGAGGCGUGAACGUCCUGAAAGGCACCAAAAAAAGAUGAAACUACACUUAAUCAGAACAGUCAUAAAACAUCAGAAAAAGUUUAGUUUUUACCAAGUAGAUCAAAACGAAUGUGAAUGUAAAUACGAACAUGUUUUUCUCUGUAAAUAUGUGGAAUAAAGACACUGUAAAAAGAAA